AUGGAAGACGAAAACUUGUCAUUUGUUCUUUUGCGAAAUCAUCCUGAAUUUCUGGAGGAGACGGCAAUUUUAUUGAAUUCUGAAUGGUCAAAAACUCUGGAAGGGAGGUAAGCAGUGAGUAAGAUUUCCUUAUUUUGUAGGAAAUAAAAUCUGAAAAUGCUCAUUUGGAGCAGGGAUGUAAGUCACUCCUUUUCAGGUGAAGGGGUGGGGUGGAAGGGGACUUUUUUUUCGCAAGCUAUUUUCACGCAUAUUUGGUUGGAGAAACCUACAGACUUCCAAAAUUUUACGUGAAAUAGGGCUGGUUCCUAAGCAUAAAAAAUAGUAGGGAAAUAUUUACUUUGUACCAGAAGUUUUAUUUAUUUAUUAAUUUUGUUGAUUUCUUUUCCUCUUUUCCUUCAUGGUUCUCUGCAAUUUGUUAAGAAUACUGUGCUUCAAAAUGAGCUCAUUAUUGUCUUACUUUUAUUUGCCUCAUUUCUCAAACAAUCCAGAGAUAUCAGUUUUGUACUAUAUUUUUUAAUGUUACUGAUAAGAAAUUCUGGUGGAAAAUCUAAACCUUCCCACGGACAAAAAAGGUGCCUUUUUUUCAAGAGAGAAAGAAUGUUAGAGUAACACCCUUUCCCUCUUCUCUCCACCCCCCACCCACCCACUAUCUAACCAGUCUAAGGUGUCAAAUGGCAUGGUGAAAGUGUCAGUGAUAAUUUGGUUUUGAAAGUAUUUCUAUCUCUUCCAGACUUCAUUAUUUAGCAGAAGGUCAAGAUGAUCUUCCAUGUUCACUCAUUAUUUCAUUAAAAAAUGACAAAGCACAUACAAGAGUCAUUGGUCACUGUAGACUCAACAAGGUUCUGGGAAAACCAAAGGCAUCAUUUUUGACUUGUGGUGAGAUAAAGUUUUGAAUUUCCUUGCAGUUUUUAUUCAAUGAGAGCUAAGUCUAGAAAAGGCAUGGUGAAACUCCAAAAUUUUGAAAGAAUUACCCUGUUUUAGACUUUGUUUAUCCUUUUUCAGUAAUUGUUUUCAGGUUAUCUGUUUUUGGUUAUCUUUGUUUUUCCUUUUCUCAUGUUCUCCCAACAUCUCUCUUGGGUUAUUACAUGGGUAAAUCAAUGGAAAGUGUGGUCUACUGCUUAAAUAAUUCUAGAAUGUUUUAUGUCUAAUACUAACUAUUUUUUUGACUUAUUAGUGGUGAUAGAAAAGGCUUAUAGAGGAUGUGGACUUGGAAGAAAGCUCAUGCAGCUCACAGAAAGCUAUGCAUCUCAGUUAGUUUUCAACUCUUUCAUUAUUAAAGUAUGUUUAAAUUUAUCUGUAGACUUGUUUACAGUUGUUAGUAUUCGUCCUGAUUUUCCCUAGGUGGAACAGAGUAGUAGUAUUAUCAUUUCACCUGGGAAUCCAGACUCCACUGACAUUGGAAGAAAUCCCAUUUGUUGCAAUUUGUUAUUAUCUUCUAUAAAUGUUGAAAUGGACUUUUUGUUAGAAAUUUUGAAAUGAUAGAUACAUGAACAUGAUAAUGGUCAUGUGUUCUUUUUUACAUACGAUUUAGUAAGAAAAUGCAUUAUUCUUCAUAUUCACCCACAGACUCUUGCAUCUAUUCUUUCAAUUUUAGGCUAGGAUUGACGGCAAUUUACCUCACAACAUCUAAUAAGUACGAGUUUUAUAAACAUCUUGGUUAUCAUGAAUGUACUCAAGUCACUCCAAUUAAAGCAAGCUCAAGCCUAUUUACCAACUCUCAGGUAAUGAACUAUGAAUUAAAUUGGGAGGAAUUAGAAUUUAAUAUUUUCUGGAUAUGAUAUUUUGUUAGUUUAGACACAUUUUAUGUUUUUUUUUUUUCCAUUUCAGCUUAAUUUACUAGGUGAACAGGUUGGAGAAGGGGAUAAUCUGACAGUAAAUCAAGGGGAAUAUGACUUACCUCGUUUCAGUCCUGAAAACUCUGUUUCAAGGAAUCAAGAAGCCAUGUUUAAUGAAUUGAAUCAAAGGGAGAAGGAGCAAAAUAUUCACAAACAACAGCAAGAGAUUGACAAUGAUCAUGGAGCCAGAGAGAGGGAAACAAGUUGUUGCUCAUCAUCAUUGGUUCAACUCACAGAGGCAGUGACACUCACAUCAUUGCAACAAGCAUCCCCACCCCCUCCCCUGCCCCCUCCUCCUCCUCCUCCUCCCCCUCCUCUACCUCUUUCUCUGCAAUCUCCACCUAGUCAAUUGAGAUCUAUUCUUGCAAAAUCAACUUGGAUGAUGAAAGAACUCAUUUCAUAA
Pocillopora meandrina is the source of this 2238-nucleotide messenger RNA. Lineage: Eukaryota; Metazoa; Cnidaria; Anthozoa; Scleractinia; Pocilloporidae. The record is from the annotation of a GenBank genome assembly.